This is a messenger RNA of Myripristis murdjan (pinecone soldierfish), 3453 nucleotides long. RefSeq names its product G protein-coupled receptor kinase 6 (gene grk6). The record is from RefSeq and is a predicted model, not a curated record. The transcript is spliced from 16 exons. Gene Ontology annotation, biological process: regulation of signal transduction; protein phosphorylation; signal transduction. Gene Ontology annotation, cellular component: cytoplasm. Gene Ontology annotation, molecular function: ATP binding; G protein-coupled receptor kinase activity. Lineage: Eukaryota; Metazoa; Chordata; Actinopteri; Holocentriformes; Holocentridae. The coding region runs from base 181 to 1908 and encodes 575 amino acids.
GAGGAGUGGCGGAGCUCCAUGGGCGGACCGGACGGUGCGAAAGCAGAAGCGGAGGACUGAAUUAUCCCUCCUCGCCUGGGCGGUGGGAGCUCCGUGAUUCGGGGAGGAUAAACUCAGGCUGAAGCCGCCCUGCAAGACCCGGAGGUCGGUGCGAAGCUGCUGCUGUGACCCGCAGACAUCAUGGAGCUGGAGAACAUCGUGGCCAACACGGUGCUGCUGAAAGCUCGGGAAGGAGGCGGCGGAAACAGAAAAGGAAAGAGCAAGAAAUGGAAGCAGAUGCUGCAGUUUCCCCACAUCAGCUUGUGUGAGGAGCUGCGACAGACCACAGAGAAAGACUACAGCAGUCUCUGCGAGCGACAGCCGAUUGGACGAAUGCUGUUCCGACAGUUCUGUGAUACUCGGCCAGAGCUGAGACGCUGCGUCAAGUUCCUGGAUGCUGUGGCCGAAUACGAGGUGACUCCAGACGAGAGGAGGAAGGAAUGUGGACAGGAACUACUGGACACAUACUUCAACCCAAAGUCGGAGGAUCACGUUCCUGAGGUGGAGGAGGCCAUGAUGGCUCAGUGUGCUGACAGGCUGCAGCAGGAGGCCUGCAAAGAGCUGUUCAAGGACUGUACCAAAUUGAUCCACGACUACCUGAGCGUCGCCCCCUUCGCUGACUACCUCGACAGCAUGUACUACAACAGGUUCCUCCAGUGGAAAUGGCUGGAGAGGCAACCGGUGACAAAAAACACAUUCCGACAGUACAGAGUGUUAGGGAAAGGAGGUUUUGGAGAGGUGUGUGCGUGCCAGGUACGAGCCACGGGGAAAAUGUACGCCUGCAAGAAGCUGGAGAAGAAGAGGAUAAAGAAGAGGAAAGGAGAGUCCAUGGCCCUGAACGAGAAACAGAUCCUGGAGAAAGUCAACAGCAGAUUUGUCGUAAGUUUAGCGUACGCUUACGAGACGAAGGAUGCCCUGUGCCUUGUGCUGACAUUGAUGAAUGGAGGGGACCUGAAGUUUCACAUCUACCACAUGGGAGAGGCAGGCUUCGACGAGAAGAGAGCCGUCUUCUACUCGGCGGAGAUCUGCUGCGGCCUGGAGGACCUGCACCGAGAGAGGAUUGUCUACAGGGACCUGAAGCCAGAGAACAUCCUGCUGGACGACCACGGACACAUCAGGAUAUCAGACCUGGGUCUAGCAGUUCAUGUACCAGACGGACAAACCAUCAAGGGACGGGUGGGGACCGUAGGAUACAUGGCUCCAGAGGUGGUAAAAAACGAGCGCUACACCUUGAGCCCCGACUGGUGGGCGCUGGGCUGCCUGCUGUACGAGAUGAUCGAGGGCCAGUCGCCCUUCCAGCAGAGGAAGAAGAAGAUCAAGAGGGAGGAGGUGGAGCGGCUGGUCAGGGACGUGGAGGAGGAAUAUUCCAGCAAGUUCUCAGAGGACGCCAGGUCGCUCUGUAAAAUGCUGCUGGCCAAAGACCCCACCGAGAGGCUGGGCUGCCAAGGAGGUGGAGCUUCAGAGGUCAAAGGUCAUCCCAUCUUCAGCUCCAUCAACUUCAAGAGGCUGGAGGCCGGCAUGCUGCAGGCUCCCUUCAUCCCCGAUCCUCAGGCCAUCUACUGCAAGGACGUGCUGGACAUCGAGCAGUUCUCCACAGUGAAAGGCGUCGAGCUCGAGCCGAAAGACGAGUCUUUCUACAGCAAAGUGUCCACAGGCUGCGUCUCUAUUCCCUGGCAGAACGAGAUGAUCGAGACGGAGUGUUUUGCAGAGCUCAACGUUUUCCUGCAGGACGGCUCGGUUCCUCCGGACCUGGACUGGAGAGGCCAGCCGUCUCCUCCACCCAAACAAGGCCUGCUGCAGCGGCUGUUUGGCAGACAGGAGUGCUGUGGUAACUGCAGCGACAGUGACGACGAGCCAACCAGGCUGUGACACACAAACACACGCACACACACACACACACACACACACACACACACACACACACACACAUAUUUGAGAUCUCAUUUGUUUACAACUUUUGCACAUUUGUAUUUGUAAGAUAGUAUCUCUGAAUGUGAGAAUGUAUAUUUUCAGCAUAGCCAUAAUGUUUAAUGUUAUUUAAAACGGGAGAAGCAGCGCUAGAGACUGUGGAGGAGUUCCAAACAUGAUGGGUGACAAACAGGCAACUGCUGCCUUUGUUUUUUUUUUUAACUUUAUUUAUCCAGGAAAGGGUUUGCUAAUGCUUUCACAUUCAUGCAGUCACACACAUUCACACCCAGAGCUCCUGCUGCCGGCCACUGAACAGUCAGAGGUGAAGUGCCUUGCUCGCGGGCAUGGCGGCAGCGAGCAGCAGUCACUCUCUACAUUCGCCCACGUUUUCCCAGUUUGUCCGGGGGAUCUGCCCAUCAGCCUGCUGCCUUCCUCGAGAAUGUGACCACAGUUCUACUUCCUGCCACCAAACUUGUUUUUUUUUUUGUUUUUUUUUUUCUCUAUUCAAAAUCUGUCUGAAGAGUGAAACUGCUGUAGAAAGUAACUGCUGUUGAAAUGGCAAAGCCAGAGCCAUGAAGUUAUACACAUCCACAUAUAUUUUUUGUAUCAAUGAUAUUUUUUAAUUUUUUUGUUAUGGAUUUUUAGAGACAAUCAAUUCAGUGUCAGUGUGGCUACAGUUACACAGUCAGUUUUGAGGUGCGACGAUACCCAUGAAAUUUUACAAGGUGACACUGCUGUGUGUUACCUUCAAAUGUUAUGUUUCUCCAUUUUACAGAAGACUUGAGAGGCAACAAAACUUCAACAAAAAAUGGAUUCUUGUUGGCUCUGAUCACACACCCUUUUCAGUUUAUCGUUGUGGCAGUCAUAUGUCUCCUCCAAACUACAUGGCUUAUGUUUUAGUCAACUUUUUUUGGUGCUUCCCUUACUUUUCUAAGUUUUAGUUCUGAAAGCAUUCUGCUGCACUGCAUACUAUUUCAAUGCAGAUACAAAACAGGCUACAGUCCAGAUUUUGAACAAGUUACCUCCUGUGUUAUUAUUAAUUAUUAAUUACAGUAGAGAGUUGUGAAAAUCAUGAAAUACCCUUGUGCUGCAUAAGCCCCCAACUGCACUUUGUGUUUGUUAUUCUUAUAAGUUAAAAAAAAAAAAAAAAAAAAGCAGGUGGGAGAUGGCAGUCUGCACAGCGCUUGUUGUUUGUCCUCUGUGGUGCAGGGAGUCAGUCUCCUGAAAGAUUCACGUCAAAAACAGAUAAAAUUCCCAUACAUGCACAGUAUUGUCAACAUAUUGAUUUCUUUCAGUCAACAUUUUGAUCAAUCAGUGGCCUUUUUCAAGACAUGUUAACACACAGGAAGUGGCAUGUGCUUAAAUAUAAGUAAUAGAUAAUGUGAUCAUUGCCUGCAGCUGUGUUUGGGGACUGUCCUUGGAGUUUCCAUCAGAUGUCAACAAACAUACGCAUCUCAGAAGCCAACAAAAGUGACACAUCUCAGGCCCCGCAUACAGAAUGCCCCC